AAUCUGUGGAUUCGUCAAGCUACGGUUGGUUUCAUAGCCGCCAUCGCAAGAUCUCUCAAUAUUGCUGAUGUGCACUGCAACCUGACACCGCUCCUACUACCAUUCCUUAAAAAACCCAUCAUACAGAUUGAUAAAGAGGCUAUCAUCAUGAGCGUGCUGAAGUGCCCUGUAUCUCGAGCCGUCUACGACUACAUCCUCCGCUCCCCGAUCAUCAUCGACUUCUUCGACAACCUGACGGACCGGCAGCUGAUACGUAACCUGUGUGUUAGACCGGGUCAUAAACCAGAGUACAACGAACUAGAGAUUGGACAAAUGGCGCAGCUUCUGAGGAAACUGCAGUCACAGGGGAUGACUGAAGAAGACGAAGAUAAGCUCCUCUUUCUGAGAGAGAUCAUGUUGAAGCAGUCUAAGGCUAAGAUUGGGAUGGGCGAUCUAUCGAACCAAUCAUCGUCACCCCACGACCCCUUCACCCCAGGUCAGGUCAACCUCAGCGUCUAUCCAGCCAUUCAGAAGAAUCACGCUGACCUCAUCAAGCCACCUGACCUCAGGUCAGAGGUCACAGACAAGGCUCAAACCAAGAAGUCCAAGAAGAAGCAGAGUGCAAUAGAUCCGGCAAUGAACGAGGAAUGGAGGAGUAUGUUUGGUACAGCCGCCGACACAAAACCAAUCAAGGCCUCCCAACAGCAAACAUCCAUCAACACCCCACCCCUCCACCCCUCAGGGGGUGACCUGCCUCCCCCUCACGCCCCCGUCCAGCGCUCCGCCUCCAAGGCCGCCCCGCAGAAACCCCCCGGAGGCCAGGAUCAGACACCCCCCUCCUCCAUCCAGGUACAGCCCCAGGCUCAAGGGCAACUCAAGCAACAGCAGCAAACAGCUCAGCAACAGGCGCAACAAGGGGUGGACGCAAAGGCAGCGACUCAGAGGCAGAGUCCGACAAAGCAACAGCAAGGAAGUGGCAAGCAGGUAUCCCCAACUCAGACGGAUGCAGCACAGGGAGGGGGCAAGGGACAGAUAAACAAGGGUCUCAUGGCCAACGAACCGAUCCGUAUGUCACAGCUCCAAGCCGCAGCCGAGGGAAUACCCGUCAAAAAGCCUGUUCAGGAGUCUAAACCAGUAGCAUCACACAUCCAAGUCUCUUCUUGUCAUCUGAACCUACGAAGCCUCGUCACUCGGAAGCGAGAUCAGUAUGCCAUGGACAUCAUGCGGAAGAUGCUCAUCCACGACACCACCUUCAAUGCGAAGGCUCCGCAGUCGAAUUGGAAACCAAGAGGACUGUUGAUAGCUCAUCUUCAUGAACACAAAGGUGCUGUCAAUAGAUUACAAGUCAGCUACGAUCACACACUCUUCUCGACGUGUUCUGACGACGGCACGGUGAAGGUAUGGGACUGCACGAAGCUCAUCGGCAAGGCCAACACUAACAAGUCAAGACAGACGUACAACAGACAACCAGGCAAGAUCAAGACGUUGACCUUCUGUCAGUCGUCGCACAGUAUCGCUUCCGGGUCAGAUGACGGCUCCAUACACGUCAAUAGAAUAGAAGCGAGUCCACCUAGACUAGCUCCUCUGGACAAACGACAGCUGAAUGUAAGCGAGGAGGGUGUACCAGUAGACCUGGCCCACUUUGAUACAGGUCCACAAUCAAUCCUGGUCUAUGCUACAUCGCAGGGCUAUCUCGUGGGCUGGGAUCUGAGAUCCCCUACCGAGGCCUUCCGGUUACGCAACCAGCAGAGACAUGGUAAGAUACUAAAUUCUUCUUUUUUAAAGAUUUAUAUUAAAAAAAGGAUACUAAAUUCUUCUUCAGACUCUUAUUGAUGAUAACAUGUGUGAA
Molecule: messenger RNA, 1828 nt
Organism: Strongylocentrotus purpuratus (purple sea urchin)
Lineage: Eukaryota; Metazoa; Echinodermata; Echinoidea; Camarodonta; Strongylocentrotidae
Product: phosphoinositide 3-kinase regulatory subunit 4
Biological process (GO): autophagy of peroxisome; protein targeting to vacuole; late endosome to vacuole transport
Cellular component (GO): nucleus-vacuole junction; phosphatidylinositol 3-kinase complex, class III, type I; phosphatidylinositol 3-kinase complex, class III, type II
Molecular function (GO): protein binding; ATP binding; protein serine/threonine kinase activity
Source: RefSeq, a predicted model, not a curated record